Molecule: messenger RNA, 549 nt
Organism: Paraphaeosphaeria sporulosa
Lineage: Eukaryota; Fungi; Ascomycota; Dothideomycetes; Pleosporales; Didymosphaeriaceae
Exons: 2
Source: RefSeq, a predicted model, not a curated record
AUGGAUCUCUUACAGACUGUGCGAAAAGAAGGGAGUCGCGGCGGCCGCGCCGACUUCAAGUGGGAAGAUGUCAAGGCAGAUGCCCAGCGCGAGAACUACCUGGGCCACUCGCUCAUGGCCCCCGUAGGCCGCUGGCAACAAGGACGCGAUCUGAACUGGUAUGCAAAAGGCGACCAGGACAAGGAGGGCGAAAUGUCGGCCGCCGAGAAGCUCGCAGAAGAGAAGCGCAAAAUCAAGGAAGCCGAAGAAGAUGCCAUGCUCCGCGCCAUGGGCCUCCCCGUCCCGGAGCGCGCGUCUACCAAUGCAAACCUGACGCCACUUGGCGAGAAAGCGCAUGAGGCCGAUGUCGAGAAGGCGCUGGAGGAGAAGACAAAGGACAGCGAUGAGGGAGACAAGACGAAGGAAAGGAAGGAGCGAUCACGGAGGCACAGGGAUGAUGAUGAGCCCGACAGGAAGAGGAGGCAUAGGUCACGAAGCAGGUCGCGAGACCGGAAGGAGAAGCGACGCGAUCGCUCAAGGUCCCGCGAUCGAAGAAGAGACAGGGAUCGC